This is a messenger RNA of Haliotis rufescens (red abalone), 1567 nucleotides long. RefSeq names its product beta-1,4-N-acetylgalactosaminyltransferase bre-4-like. Gene Ontology annotation, biological process: glycosphingolipid biosynthetic process; carbohydrate metabolic process. Gene Ontology annotation, molecular function: N-acetyl-beta-glucosaminyl-derivative 4-beta-N-acetylgalactosaminyltransferase activity. The transcript has 6 exons. NCBI's taxonomy places the organism in Eukaryota, Metazoa, Mollusca, Gastropoda, Lepetellida, Haliotidae. The record is from RefSeq and is a predicted model, not a curated record. Bases 257 to 1327 code for a protein of 356 amino acids.
UAUUCCUUCACCCGCUUCCUAGAAGAAUUCGAAAACAGGCGAUGGACGUUGGCUUAUAGCGCCAUACCAUAAGCUUACUCGGCAUAUCGAUACUGACGAGCUGACUGUGUCAAGAGAAUGCCUGCAACAAUGGGUUGAAUAACAGACAAUCGAUAGAAAUGGAUCAAUUGUAAACAACAUCUGUUCUCACGCAGUUUGAGCAUACCUUUAAGCAAGUUGGGCGGUUGGAACUUACUGGCCAAAGAAGAUUAUUAAUAUGUCAAUGAACAGAGAUAUCGUAUGUCUCUUUAUCUUGGAGGUGACUUUCGUGAGCGUACUGUUAUAUGCAUGUUUGACGUCCCAUCCAAUUGUCAAUCACAAGACCCGGAUACACAAACAAGCACUCUUCAACCUUGCUGUAAAGGAAGAAAAUGUUUCACCGAAAGAACUGAGAAGAGAAACUGGGCAGUCAUGUGUUUUCCCUGUACAUUCACCAAGUCUUGUUCCAUGUCAGCAGAACAACCUCAGUGAGAAACGACGAAUACUAAACGAAUCGCUACCAUGGCUUGAUCUUGAGGCGACCUUGAAUGCGUCCAAGACACUUCUCCCCGGGGGAUACCACCACCCGCUUGGAUGUGCCUCUCCACAGCGACUUGCCAUAAUAGUUCCCUACAGAGACAGAGAGGUGAACCUGAAGAUCCUCCUCAACAACCUCCACAGAGUGCUCCAGAAACAACAGGCGGAAUAUGCCAUCUUUGUAGUGGAGCAGGAAAAUGGUACACCGUUUAACAGAGGAUUGAUUAAAAACAUUGGUUACGUUGAAGCCCAAGCUCUUUGUCAUUUUGACUGUUUCACCUUCCAAGAUGUCGACUUGGUGCCUGAGAGUGAGAGGAAUACCUACUGGUGUGGUGCGAGGGCUUUACAUCACUCUCAAAGACUCGACAUACUGAAAUACAGGAUAUUUUACAAGUAUCACUUUGGUGGAGUGAUCACCUUCAACGAGACAUUUUUCUCCACCAUCAAUGGUUACUCUAACUUGUUCUUCAUGUGGGGAGGUGAAGAUGAUGACCUGUUUCACAGAUUGCUGAAGAAAAAAAUGCCAUAUGAAUUCAGCAGAUAUCCUCGUUACACUGCUUUGACGCAUAAGAAAGACCCGCACCAUACAAAGGAAGAGAUGGCUGUGUAUGGAAAAAGUCGCCUCCGAUUUGAGACCGACGGCCUCAACAGUACGGGACGACUUUACCGGUUAAUAUCUGUGGACUACAAGCCUCUAUAUACCCGAAUAUAUGUUUCUGUCAAUCAAACUGAAGUACUCACUCAGCUGAAGCAUUAUGGCAUUAAUUUAUAAAUGGUUUCACUGGUUAGAACACUUCAUGGUCUCGGCAGUAACCUUUUUCUAAUUAAUCAGUAUAAUAUAUAUGAUCUAAUAUGACUUCCGUUUUUCCACCCUCGUGUUUUGAGGUUCUUGAUUAUCAGCAUACAUGUCAACUCUCAGAGAUGACGCUCACUACAGGAAAUCUCACUCAUUUAUUAAGAAAUAUUUAUUCAACAAAAUAUAUUUUCCAUCUUUCUGGCUCUUCACCAAAAA